This is a messenger RNA of Mus musculus (house mouse), 7528 nucleotides long. RefSeq names its product ArfGAP with SH3 domain, ankyrin repeat and PH domain 2 (gene Asap2). Gene Ontology annotation, cellular component: cytoplasm; plasma membrane; Golgi cisterna membrane. Gene Ontology annotation, molecular function: GTPase activator activity. The coding region runs from base 677 to 1750 and encodes 357 amino acids. Lineage: Eukaryota; Metazoa; Chordata; Mammalia; Rodentia; Muridae. The record is from RefSeq and is a predicted model, not a curated record. The transcript is spliced from 13 exons.
GUUCCGAGGCCAAGGGUGGAAUUGGGGAGCAAAAGGGUGGGCUCCCCUCCAGCCGGGAAGCCAGUAUCCCGGGUUCCACUCCACGCCCUCUGGGUAAUGUUGCUAGAGGUCAUGGCGGGUGCGGGGUGGGAGCCGGCACCGCAGCCCGGGAAAGGGCGCGCCCUCGAACCCCAGCACGUCCCGAAGGCAGACACAAUGCGGCGGCACACAGCCGCUGACCAGUCCCGAGCGCACAUCGCCCUCCUUCCUGCGGCCUCAGCUUCUCGGCGGCGCAGUGGCGGCGAGCGCCCCGAUUGGCGGCCAGGCCUGCGCCCCGCCCCGCCCAUCGGGCCACCGCCCCCUCCCUAGUCGGGCCCGCCCCUCUCCGCGGGAGGCGUCCGGGCCAGCGGCUUGGUGGCGGGUUGUUCCCGCCGGCUGUGCGCGCCCGCGUCUGGGCUCGCUCGAAGAGGACGCGGCGGCGGCGGCUGCGGCUCCAGGAGCACAGCGGGCAGAGCUGCGGGCUGCACGCGCCCCUGCUGCCACCGGGCGUCCCGCGGUGGCUCCCGCGCCCUGCGGCGGCUUCCGCGCCCCGCGCUCCUCUUUGUCCGUGUCCCUGAGCGGCUGCUGCGGCGGGGUCGGAGCCCGCGCCCUGGGCGACUGAGGCGGCGGCGGCAGUCCGCGCCCCGGUGUUGCAGCGAUGCCGGACCAGAUCUCCGUGUCGGAAUUCGUGGCCGAGACCCAUGAGGACUACAAGGCGCCCACGGCCUCUAGCUUCACCACGCGCACGGCCCAGUGCCGGAACACCGUGGCGGCCAUCGAGGAGGCUUUGGACGUGGACCGGAUGGUUCUCUACAAAAUGAAGAAAUCUGUGAAGGCAAUCAAUAUCUCUGGGCUGGCACACGUGGAGAACGAGGAACAGUACACCCAGGCUCUGGAGAAGUUCGGUGGCAACUGUGUGUGCAGAGAUGAUCCAGACUUAGGAAGCGCGUUUCUGAAGUUCUCUGUGUUCACCAAGGAGUUGACGGCACUCUUCAAAAACCUGAUUCAGAACAUGAACAACAUCAUCUCGUUCCCUUUGGACAGUUUGCUGAAAGGAGAUCUGAAAGGAGUAAAAGGGGAUCUGAAAAAGCCCUUUGAUAAAGCUUGGAAGGACUAUGAAACAAAAAUAACCAAAAUAGAAAAGGAGAAAAAGGAGCAUGCCAAGCUCCACGGGAUGAUUCGUACUGAAAUAAGCGGGGCUGAGAUUGCAGAGGAGAUGGAGAAGGAAAGACGGUUCUUCCAGCUGCAGAUGUGUGAGUACCUGCUGAAGGUCAAUGAAAUCAAGGUGAAAAAGGGAGUGGAUUUGCUUCAGAAUCUGAUCAAGUACUUUCACGCCCAGUGCAAUUUUUUCCAGGAUGGAUUGAAAGCAGUAGAAAGCCUCAAGCCUUCCAUCGAGACGCUCUCCACGGACCUCCACACCAUCAAACAGGCCCAGGAUGAGGAACGGCGACAGCUGAUACAACUUCGAGAUAUUUUGAAGUCAGCAUUGCAGGUGGAACAGAAAGAGUCUAGGAGAGACUCACAACUUCGCCAAAGUACAGCCUACAGCUUACAUCAACCUCAGGGAAACAAGGAGCAUGGAACAGAGAGGAACGGGAACCUCUACAAGAAGAGCGAUGGGAUCCGGAAAGUGUGGCAGAAGAGGAAGUGUUCCGUUAAAAAUGGCUUCCUCACCAUCUCCCACGGCACUCCUUUGACUUCCAGAAACCGUCAAACCUGCUGCCCCAGCUAACUUUAUGCAGACAUCCUCCUUACUUACAGAGACUUCUGCUGCCUCUAGAAAGAAAGGAAUAAUCUCUCUACUCAUCAGGAUUUUGGGAACCAAAUCUAGAGAGAAAGGGAAUCCAUCUUUCUUACAGAAAUCUCAUGUGCCUUAAGUUUUCCUACCUUUCUUCCUGUUCGUAAAGGCUCAUGCACUAUAAUAGAGCCUUGUAAGGUGCUUGUGUGAGAAUCAAGUCACUUUCCAGUUUAGUUUCCAGAGAUCAGGAACACUGCCACAGGCCUUUACUCUCCCCACCUGGUGGGGCUGGUGGGCUGAUACUGGUUGGGAUUGUCAAAGCCAAGUUGGCCACCCCUUCAUUGAAUGCAGAUGUGUAAUGUGUACUAUAUUACACACACACAUAUAUAUAAUACAGUCUCAUACCACAUAUGUCUCCCUUGGUCAUGAGCGUGGGCAAUAACCUGAGCCUUUCUCUCAGACUUUUCUCCCAUCCUAUAGUCCCCUUAAGAGGCAUAACUGGGCAGAAGCACAGAUGGGUUUCUUGGACACAGUAGAAAGGUUUUAACUUAAGAUGGGUUUUUUUUUCCAUUUUUUUAUUAGGUAUUUAGCUCAUUUACAUUUCCAAUGCUAUACCAAAAGUCCCCCAUACCCACCCACCCCCACUCCCCUACCCACCCACUCCCCCUUUUUGGCCCUGGCGUUCCCCUGUAUUGCGGGAUAUAAAGUUUGCAAGUCCAAUGGGCCUCUCUUUCCAGUGAUGGCCGACUAGGCCAUCUUUUGAUAUAUAUGCAGCUAGAGUCAAGAGCUCCGGGGUACUGGUUAGUUCAUAAUGUCGUUCCACCUAUAGGGUUGCAGAUCCCUUUAGCUCCUUGGGUUCUUUCUCUAGCUCCUCCAUUGGGAGCCCUGUGAUCCAUCCAAUAGCUGACUGUGAGCAUCCACUUCUGUGUUUGCUAGGCCCCGGCAUAGUCUCACAAGAGACAGCUACAUCUGGGUCCUUUCGAUAAAAUCUUGCUAGUGUAUGCAAUGGUGUCAGCGUUUGGAUGCUGAUUAUGGGGUGGAUCCCUGGAUAUGGCAGUCUCUACAUGGUCCAUCCUUUCAUCUCAGCUCCAAACUUUGUAACUCCUUCCAUGGGUGUUUUGUUCCCAAUUCUAAGGAGGGGCAUAGUGUCCACACUUCAGUCUUCAUUUUUCUUGAGUUUCAUGUGUUUAGGAAAUUGUAUCUUAUAUCUUGGGAAUCCUAGGUUUGGGGCUAAUAUCCACUUAUCAGUGAGUACAUAUUGUGUGAGUUCCUUUGUGAUUGUGUUACCUCACUCAGGAUGAUGCCCUCCAGGUCCAUCCAUUUGCCUAGGAAUUUCAUAAAUUCAUUCUUUUUAAUAGCUGAGUAGUACUCCAUUGUGUAAAUGUACCACAUUUUCUGAAUCCAUUCCUCUGUUGAGGGGCAUCUGGGUUCUUUCCAGCUUCUGGCUAUUAUAAAUAAAGCUGCUAUGAACAUAGUGGAGCAUGUGUCCUUCUUACCAGUUGGGGCAUCUUCUGGAUAUAUGCCCAUUAAGAUGGGGUCUUAAGAAACUUAACUUUUGAGUAACAAAAAGUCUCAACGUGAAGAAUGUCAUGGAAGCAAAGAUGUUCUGUGGGAGUCUGGGGACGGAUUGCCCCUUCACUUAUGAUUCCAUUAAGGGCAAGACACUAGAACAGAUUCUCAGCAAGUGUUGACCUGGUCUCUGUCACCUCUACCCAGGGCACUGACUCGGGAGAGUUUAGGUCAUCCAUCUUCCCGUAACCCAACUGCUCCUCACUCCUGAGCCUUCGGUUAGGAUCUUGAUGUACUGUUCUCUCCACACAGCAGGUGCACAGGAAUGAGGGGGCCUUACUGCUCAGACUAAGGGAAGUGUAACCGUGUGUGCAUCCUUUAGAUGCAGAACGUCAGGCCAGGAGGACGGCUGGAUUUCCCUGACAAGUCUCAUGCUCUCUGAUGUGGUUCAUUUCCACAGUGUCCAUUAGUUUGUUUUAGCUGAGACACACAUCAGGUCGAUGCAGAAGUCACUGUAGAGGAAGUUAGAACUCCCAUGUUACAAGGCAUAGCUGCUUUCUUGGGGUCCCUAAGGGGCCCUCCACUUAAAUCAACAACAGGGCUGUGAUCCCUUGGGCAUGCCUGGUGAUUCCGUGCUGGCAUUCUAAGUGGCUUCAAGUGAGUUCCAGAGUUCCAGCUGGCUCUCCAAAGGCAUAAUAAAAAUUCUUUAAAUUUUGAUGGGUUGCCCCAGUUCUGGGGCAGACAGUAGUUAUAAUUAUCUCCACCAGGAUGCUGAUGCUCUUCUUAGACAGUGGGUAUGUAUUUUUAAAAGCUGUGUUCUUUGAGUUGAACCCUCUCAAGAAUCCUCCUCUUGCAGGGGCAGGGGGGAGUAUCCUCUGGCUUUAGCAGCCACUUCCUCCUCUAGCUGUAGGUGGGUCCCAGAGCAGCCUCCACCUAACUACCCCAGAGGAGCCUGGAUAACAACUCCUGGAUCCUGAAGGGCCCUCCAUGUUCCUGUGCCAUGCAAAUGCUUGCAUAUUGCAGAUGUGGAUGACCCAGGCUGAGAUCGAGGACUGGGCGAGCAUUAUUUGCGGGUAUGGGUUUUUAAUCUGGCUCCUAUGUAGCUUGCUCAUUUUGCCAGUCGUUCCUGACUCUGCUUCAUUACCAGCAGGAAAGGGGGACAGGUUUCCAAAGGUGGGUCUGAGGAAGUAGGAAUCUAAGAGCAGCUGCUGGCACACAGCUGGAAUAGGGUCUGUGGGAAGUGUAAGCUCGUAGGGCGUGCUUGCACUAUGGGAAAGACUUUCCCUUCUGGAAGCAGGCAGCCACUGGGAAGUGAAAUUGCUGCACUCUUUACUCCCACAGAGGAGUACAGGUACCCUCUAGGAUGGUGGAUACAGGGAGAGCCUGCGUAGGUACUGCCAUAGCAGGUUUGUUUCUGGCAUUGGGAAGGUCUUUCUGGGGAUGAGAGUUCUUAUUAGGAGUCUUCUUGACCGAGUUCACAUCACUGCCACCCCACCAAGGCCUGAGCGCGGCAUUGUGCUGGAAGAGUUCCCUGCUGCUUAAGAGGGCCCCACAUUUUAGUAUGUAUGUAAGAAUGUAUGUAUGUAUGUAUGUAUGUGUGUGUGUGUGUACGUAUGUAUGUAUUUCUAAGAAAAGGUAUCACCAUAUAACUGGCCAGUUGGGAACUCACUGUAUAGACUAGGCUAGCCUUGAACUCAUGGAAGUCCAUCUGUUUCUGCAUCCUGAGUGCUGGGAUUAAAAGCAUGUGCCAUCACACCUGGCUAGCCCAACAUUUUAAAAAGUAAUUGUUAUUCACUUGGAGGGAAGAGAACAAGUUUCUAUUUUAAAGUGUUUUAAGGACUGGAGAUACUGGUAAGUGGUAGGCUGCUUGCCAUAUGUAUGGCAGAAAAAAAAAGCCUGGGGUAUUUAAUAGAAAGUAGAAUGGUACAAUCAAGUCGGAGAAUCACUAAUAACCUGUGACCCUCAUGCUGCGAGCUCUAAGGCUGGUAGGAUCUUCCCAGGUGCUAGUUUCCUGCUAAACCCAGGCUGCCUUGGGAAGGAGACAGCACUGUUCUCUAGCUAAAUUGAAUAAUGACUUUUUUUUUCCCAAAAUGGCAGCAAGGAGGGGAUUUGAUGGAUAGAAUGUUCUCUCGUAAGUUUCCCUCACACCUUUGUUGGUAGCUAAUAACCCGAAUGAGCAGAAAGUAAGCAGUCUUUAAAGUGGAACCUGUAAGAGCUAGCGGUGUUUAAGAUGCUCGUUGAGUGCCUCUGGGUCCUUCUUGGCUGCAGCCUUUAACAUAUAGCUAUGUUCAUGGCUUCAAAUCCCUAGUCUAGAUGAAACUCUGGAUCCUUCUCUGUGCUGGGCUUUCAUUUCCUUCAAGGGAUGGUUGAAGUGUCUUUGAAGAUAAUUCAACGUAAAGAGUGACCACAGGGAGGGAAGGUGACAGACAGAAGUGGGGAGAGAGGAAAUGUAUAACUCAAAUUGUGGCUCUUAAAUGUAUCCUGGCAUCAGCCAUGGUUAGCUGCAUGAGACCUACCAAUAAGCAAGCCAGCUACCAUCCUUGAAUGGAUGGGUAGUUCACAUACUGAGUUGCUAUGACAGAGUUGUUGGCAGAGGGAGACUCAAUCUUUUUUGAAAAUGUAGCCACUGGUCAGCUUCCCAUGCUGCAAUGGAUGACCCCACGCCCAUACAUAUGUGGGUAGCACUAACUGGACAACCAAAAGACAUGCAGUUUGGAGGAGGGAAGGUAAGGUGGUCUGAGGGGUAGAUAGGAUUAUAUUUCAUUGUGUACAUAUAUGAAAUUCUCUAAAACUUUAAAAAUGUAAGUGCAGGUGAAUGCCCACCUUCUCUGGAAACCAUGUCAAAGCCAGGGAGGUGAUAGUAAAUGUUCAGUGUGUGGAACCCUGCAUGUUUGUUGGAGCCCUGCUCCCCAACUCCCUGACUCCCUGGCUGCUCAGCCCAGGUCAUGUGAUUUCAUUUGUUCAUGUUAUCUGUGGACACACCUUUAAUCCCAGCACUUGGGAGACUGAGUCAAGCCUGGUCUGAGUUUAAGGCCAGCCUGGUCUACAGAGAGAGUUCCAAGACAGCUAGUACUACCAGGACUACAUAGAGAAACCCUGUCUUAAACAAACAAAAACAUCAAAAUGACCAUAAACCACAAGGGUGCUAGAUAAACCUGAUCAUGUAGUUUUUAUUUUCAGAUUUCAGAUCUUCUUCAUCCUUUGUCAUAUUCAGAUUUCACAAGUUGCAGGGAUCUGAACAAUUUUAAUGGAGACUACUACACCCCCACCCCCAGCUCUGUAAAGUAAAUGGCAAGAAUUCCCAGGUCUGCGAGGGCAAGAGCCUCUGUCAGGCCUGCCCUGCUAUAGGUACAGACAUGUCUCUGGAUUAAUCCCAAAUCUAGGUCAUGUGUCUUGAAGCGUCUAGUGACCGAGGAGAGCGAAGAGUGAGAAUAGUUUAAGACUUAGUGUUUAUUAUUAUUUUUUGUAUAUGGGUGUUUUGACUGCAUGUAUGUAUGUCCCAAGUGUGUGCCUGGUACCCGUAGAGGCCAGAAAAAGGCAUCAGAUUUUCUGGAGCUGGAGUUCCAAGUUGAGCCACCCAAGUGAGUGAUGGGAACUAAUCUGAGUUCCUCUGUAAGAGCAACAAUUGCUCUUUGUUAAUGAGCCAUCUCUCCGGUCCCCCAUUCUCUGUUCCCCUCUCCCUUUUUAAUUGAAACCAAUAAAAUGUGUUGUGAUCUUUUGUAUGUGGAAUAUGUUUCCUGAAAACAAGUGACAGUGGAGGUUGGCAUUUAGGGUUGUGGAUUGUUGCCUGUGCUCAUUUUAGAUAGUCAAAACAAACAAAGGACAGACAACCCACAGACCACACCCUUUUAUGUGCAUACACAGAACACACACACCCUUGUGUGCACGUGUGCCCAAUGACUUUUCUUGGAAGUUUCCACUUAGGAGGACACUUUGAAAAGCUCAUGGAAUGAAGCUGUGUGCUUGCUCAAGCCACCCCAAGGUGUCAGAACCCUGUGUCUCAAUCUCUUAGCUCUGGAGCAACCACCAACCUCUACACGGGCCUGGCCCUCGCCCUGUCAGAUGGGUUGUAAUAGACUGCUGGGUGUGCCCUGGGAGAAAGCUGUUGUGGAGCUGAGAUCCAAGGACCCCACCCCACCGCCAGCAUUCCUCUGUGUGUCCCAUCCCUGGAAACCUUAUGUAAACUAGUAAGAGGUUUGCUCUUGAGGACUGUCUCCCACUGCCCACAGGACCUGCAUCUUUUUUUUUUUUUUUCAUUUGUUU